AAUAUUGAUUGUUUCCCAAAUUGACAAGAGCUCGACAUGCGCUUUGAUCGCUAAAUCUACCAACUCUACGCUUAACUUGACGUCGUCUCUCGCCAUCCUGUUACACGAGAAAAACAACGACGGCCAUAAUCAUUAAUAUUUGUUGCCAUACGAAGUAUAGUAUUCGGUUUGUUAAGAGCGAUUCUAACUCCGAGUCAAUUCAACAAUUGACCAAACAUGCCUGGCAUUAAGAACUUCGACCCGAAGAAGGAUGUGCCGGAUCUCGCGGGCAAAGUCAUCCUCGUGACAGGAGGCACCGCCGGCGUGGGCGCCGCAACGGUGAUCGAGCUCGCGCAGCACAACCCAGCACACCUCAUCUUCACGGGGCGCAACCCCCAGUCAGCCGAGGCCACCAUCUCUAGCGCGCGCUCCUCUGCCGCCGGGGCCGGCACUAGUGCUGAGGCCGUCCCGCUCACAUUCAUCGAAUGCGACCUCGCCAACCUCGCCUCGGUCAAGGCCGCCGCCGACAAGGUCCUCGCCCUCACCGACCGCCUCGACGUGCUGGUCUGCAACGCGGGCAUCAUGGCCCGGCCCGCCGCCCUGUCGCCCGACGGCUACGAGAUCCACAUGGCCACCAACCACCUGGGCCACGCGCUCCUCACCCUCAAACUCCUCCCCCUGCUCGAGCAAACCUCAGCAGCAGCAGCAGCAUCGUCCGCCGCAGGCACCAACCCCGCCAACCCGGCGCGCAUCAUCACGGUCAGCAGCGCCGCCUGGCGCAGCGGCGCGCCCCCCGGCGGCAUCCAGUUCGACCGGCUCAAGACGCCCCAGGCGAUGGGCGUGGGCGGGCGCUGGCUGCGCUACGGCCAGAGCAAGCUGGCCAACCUGCUGUGGGCGCGCGAGCUGGCCGCGCGCCACCCGGCCGUGCUCUCCUUCAGCGUGACGCCCGGGAUCGUGGCCACGGGGGGUGUCGCGGCGUUUGGGCUGGCGGACAAGUUGUUGGUGUAUGUGGCCAAUGCUGGGCGGGUGUCGAGCGUCGACCGGGGCGCGUAUAAUCUGCUGUGGGCGGCGGCGGUGGUCUCUGGGGAUGCGGUGGAGCGCGGUGGGUUCUACGAGCCCGUUGGGGCGCCUUCCGCGCUGCAGAGCAGGGCUAGUAGGGAUCCUGCCCUGCCGGGCAGGCUGUGGGAGUGGACGGUGGAGGAGUUGGGACGGUUUUUGUGAUCACGAGGACGCCUGCGGGACGGUCCGUUGGGGACGGACGGGGCGCGGAUGGGGGCCGGAUGGGCGGCCGGGAUAGGGGACAGCGUGGCGGCGCGCCGGCAGUAGCUUCCAUUGUUUUUCGGGGGAUUCGUGCUUGCGUGCAGGAAACAGGCAUGCUGUCGACAUGUUGGUCCGAUGUUGGUCGC
Molecule: messenger RNA, 1385 nt
Organism: Chaetomium fimeti
Lineage: Eukaryota; Fungi; Ascomycota; Sordariomycetes; Sordariales; Chaetomiaceae
Exons: 2
Coding region: 217-1200 (327 amino acids)
Source: RefSeq, a predicted model, not a curated record